CGUUACCUUUGAUUGGCCGGGAGGAAAGCGUCGAAAAAAGCCGGUGUAGUUUUGCAGACGAUCGAGCUUCAGCAACAGAUCCAACAGUCAUGGGCCGGUUUGAGCUCUUCUGGAGAGCUUCCGUUUUUCUGCUACUUGUACCUGGAAUCCUCGGCUGGGGAAAGGAAGGUCACUAUGCAAUCUGCAAGAUAGCCGAGGGAUAUUUCACUGAAGAUGCUCUAUCCAUGGUCAAAGAAUUGCUUCCAGCUUCUGCUGAGGGUGAUCUCGCCGCUGUAUGCUCCUGGCCUGAUGAGAUUCGACGAAAGGCUCAUUAUCACUGGAGUAGCGUUUUACACUAUGUUGACACUCCUGAUUUCUUUUGUAAUUAUAAUUACUCGAGAGACUGUCAUGACACUCAUGGACAUAACGGUAGGUGUGUGAUUGCGGCAAUUUACAACUAUACCAUGCAACUUGAAUCAACUUACAAAGAGAUGACUUCAGAUGUUAGAUAUAACUUAACAGAGGCUCUCAUGUUCUUGUCCCAUUUUAUUGGAGAUGUCCACCAGCCCCUGCAUGUUGGUUUCAUUGGAGAUCUUGGUGGUAAUUCAAUAACAGUCCGUUGGUACCGUAGAAAGACUAAUCUUCAUCAUGUAUGGGAUAACAUGAUCAUUGAGUCUGCCUUGAAGACGUUCUACAAUUCAAGCCUUGCACUAAUGAUUCAAGCUAUUCAAAAUAGCAUUGUGGAUGAAUGGUAUAAUGAUGUAUCAAGUUGGAGAAAUUGCACAGAGAACCACACAGUUUGUCCUAACCCGUAUGCUUCUGAAAGUAUUAGCUUGGCGUGUAAAUAUGCGUACAAGAAUGCCACUCCCGGAAGCACACUAGAUGACAGUUAUUUUCUUAGCCGGUUGCCAGUCGUAGAGAAGAGGUUAGCACAAAGUGGCAUCAGAUUGGCUGCUACCCUCAACCGAAUCGCGGCUUCUGAAGUGAAAGUGGCUGAAGCUUGAAGACAAUGAAUGGGAGAGAUCAGAUCCAUUUCAUACAAUAGUAAAAUGGUUGAGGACAUGAAUUGAUUCAUUCUCCAUUCCUCUGUCCUGUACUAUAUUUAUGAUUGUUCAUAAAGAACCCAAUAUGAGGAGAAUCAUCUGUUAAUUGAACAGUCACUGGAUAAUAUGAUUCAGUUGAUUCACUGCCUUUAGUCUGCAUCUUAAAGAUUAAAUCCCAGAUUGUAGUUCAGGAAAA
Messenger RNA from Momordica charantia (bitter melon), 1218 nucleotides. RefSeq names its product endonuclease 4. Gene Ontology annotation, molecular function: nucleic acid binding; endonuclease activity. Gene Ontology annotation, biological process: DNA catabolic process. NCBI's taxonomy places the organism in Eukaryota, Viridiplantae, Streptophyta, Magnoliopsida, Cucurbitales, Cucurbitaceae. The record is from RefSeq and is a predicted model, not a curated record.